UGCCCUCUGAACAUGAGCCAACAUCGACACUUUACGUCAAGAAUUUCGUCCGUCCUUUAACACUCCAAAAGUAUAAGACAUUAUCAUCGGCAAUUAAUGCCAGACAAUCUCUCUGGCAAGUUACUUUUCCAGCUGAGACAGGUCGACCUCUGGAACUAGAAUAUUUGACUAUAGAAAGAGCAAAAGAAUUAAUCGCGGAUGCAGAAGCAAAAACAGUUCCGCCUGCAGGUCAUGAUACAAGAUCUAAUGGAAAAAAUAAUACUACUAUAUCAAAUGUGCGGCAAACCGUAAAUCAUGUCGCGCCUGAACUUAUUUUUUCACGUACAAAUGCAAAACCUUCUUUAUUUUACAAAACUGUCGCACAGGAGGAGGCAGAAGCGAGAUUACAGAUUAUGGAAAGGAGAAGGGGAAAAAAUAGGACAUAG
Dentiscutata erythropus is the source of this 425-nucleotide messenger RNA. The record is from the annotation of a GenBank genome assembly. NCBI's taxonomy places the organism in Eukaryota, Fungi, Glomeromycota, Glomeromycetes, Diversisporales, Gigasporaceae.